AAAAGAUUUGUACCCAAAAAAAGAUUUGCAUAAAGAAAAAAAAAAGCUUCAGGAACCAGCAAAGGGAAAAAUCGGUUCGCGGCUUCUUCUGCUUUGGUACGUUCUCUCUUUCGCAUCGUCACUCUCUUUCGAUUCCUUGAUCUUCAAAUCUGGGUUUCCAAUUUUCGGAUUCAAUUGUUUGAUUCGUCGAUUUCUUCUUAGUCUCUGAUCUGAUCUAUGAAUAUCCCAAUGUCUCCAACGAGCUCAGUUUUUCCAUAAAUUUGAUCUCAAUUUCUUCUGUGUGAUCCAUAAUCCAGCCGAGACCCUAAGCUUGAUUCGAUCUAACUCUGGCUUAUCAAUUCUGAUCUUGUCGUUUCGCAAUGGUGGUCUGCAAAUGCAAAAAGGCUACCAGGCUGUAUUGCUUUGUUCACAAGGCCCCUGUUUGCGGCGAAUGCAUUUGUUUCCCGGAGCAUCAAACUUGUGUGGUCCGGACGUAUUCAGAAUGGGUGAUAGAUGGAGAGUAUGAUCAGCCAAAGUGUUGUCAAUGCCAAGCAACAUUUGAUGAGGGGGCAGGUCAUCAAGUCACUCGGUUAGGUUGCUUGCAUGCUAUACAUACAAGCUGCCUGGUUUCGCUUAUCAAGAGUUUUCCUCCUCAUACUGCACCUGCUGGUUAUGUGUGCCCAGCAUGUAGCACACCUAUAUGGCCUCCUAUGAUGGUAAAAGAUGCAGGAUCUCGGCUUCAUGCUCUGUUAAGGGAAGUAAUUACGCAGACUGGUCUUGAGAAGAAUUUACUUGGGAACCAUCCAGUUUCUCGAUCCACCGAAUCUCGUAGCCCACCACCGGCAUUUGCUUCGGAUGCAUUAAUUAAUAUAUCAUCAUCUUCUCAUACACAAGAAGGGAAUAACCUUCCUGAUGGUUAUUCAGUAGCUGGAAAUGGAGAAUAUUCCAAAUCUGCGGUUUCAGAGAUAGUUGAGAUAGAUGUUCCUGCUUCUGCUGGGAGUUACAUGAAAAGCUCAAGCCCUGGACUUGCUGCUGCUGCUGCACGGAAAGGAGUACCCGCUGUAGACAGGCAGAACUCCGAGACUCUAUAUUAUGCAGACGAUGAAGACGGCAAUCGUAAAAAGUACUCAAGAAGAGGUCCUCUUCGUCACAAGUUUCUACGAGCUUUACUACCUUUCUGGUCUAGUGCAUUACCAACUCUACCCGUGACAGCACCACCUCGUAAGGAUGCAGCAAAGGCAGAUGAUGGUUCUGAAGGUCGUGUAAGGCAUCAACGAUCAUCAAAAAUGGAUAUAAGGAAGAUACUAAUUUUCAUAGCUCUCAUAGCGUGUAUGGCAACAAUGGGGAUUUUAUACUACAGACUCGCACUACAGGCAAUUGGUCAAGAACUACCCGAUGAGGAGCAGCGAUGAGGUAAUAUCGUAUCAGACAGGGGAAUAAAGCUGCCACAACAUAUAUCAUACAUUCCUGCUUUAUCCAAAUCAAUUUGCCCUGGUGGAUACCCUUUUGGACGACUAGAAAAUGUUAUUUACGAGCUGAUUUUGAGAAUUGUGGGCUGCGGUUGAUUUGUUAGAGCGUUACACAUCGGUUCUUUGUGUCGGUUUCCUUGUUUUGUGACUGGUCUAAAGUUCUUUGUCUCUCUGCUUCUGGUUCAGUCGACAUGUUUUAGUUGUAGCUAUUGUUUUUGGUAGACGAAAACGCAUUUUAUGGAUGCUUUGAUGUUCAAUGUUUUGUGGGCUGUUGAGUAGUGUCUCUCUUAAUUUGAAGUCAAACCAGAAUUAGAAUCUGCGUCUCUGCAACCUUAUUUUUAUAUACUAAACUCCCAUUUUCCUCUGGAAAUCGACUACCGGUAGCGUCGGAAAGUCCUUGUAAAGA
This is a messenger RNA of Arabidopsis thaliana (thale cress), 1854 nucleotides long. RefSeq names its product RING/U-box superfamily protein. The record is from RefSeq and is marked reviewed. The coding region runs from base 360 to 1391 and encodes 343 amino acids. Lineage: Eukaryota; Viridiplantae; Streptophyta; Magnoliopsida; Brassicales; Brassicaceae. Gene Ontology annotation, cellular component: membrane. The transcript has 9 exons.